Molecule: messenger RNA, 1554 nt
Organism: Bathycoccus prasinos
Lineage: Eukaryota; Viridiplantae; Chlorophyta; Mamiellophyceae; Mamiellales; Bathycoccaceae
Product: potassium/sodium hyperpolarization-activated cyclic nucleotide-gated channel 4
Exons: 2
Coding region: 1-1554 (517 amino acids)
Biological process (GO): potassium ion transport; transmembrane transport
Cellular component (GO): membrane
Molecular function (GO): voltage-gated potassium channel activity
Source: RefSeq, a predicted model, not a curated record
AUGGGGCUAAACAAUAAUACUAAGAAAUCAUCAUCGUCAACUUUUCUCACCCCUUUUCGUUUAGGACGAAGGAAGAAAGUGGAUUUAGGAACGACUAUUCACCCGCUCGCGCAAGGGAAGAGAAUAUGGGACGCUUUCUUAGCCGUAGCCGUGAUAUACAACGCCAUUUUCUGUCCUUUUCACUUGGCGUUUAACGUUAAAAUGAGUUCGUUUCACGAGUUGAUGUAUCGAGUCGUAGACGUGGUCUUUAUCGUCGAUAUAUUCGUGAAUUUCAACACUGGAUUUUACGAUACCGGGAACAACUUAGUCAUGGAUAGACAACGAAUAUCCGAUCGAUACAUCACGAGCUGGUUCUCGAUUGAUGUCAUAUCUUCAAUUCCUUUAGAUUUAGUCUUUAGAGAAUCUUCAUUGACGGAUAGCGUGUCCGCUUUACGGUUGACGAAGCUGUUGCGUAUGUUUAAACUGAUGAAGAUGGCGUCGGUGUUACGAGUGCACCGGAUUCACCGAGCGUUUUACAAUCGAUGGGACGGAAUGCCACAAAUUCGAUACGCUUUGUUGGAUAUCGUUGGGUACGUGUUGUUAACGUUUGUGUACGCGCACUGGUUCGCCUGCGUGUUCUUCUUCGUCGUGAAAAUAGACGGGGUGGAAGACCACGCCUGGUUCGAAGUCGCCAAACAGAAAGGGAUAUGGGAUGGCGAAUUGAUGAGCGAUCCAUACACGGAAUACUCUCUAUCCUUGUAUCACGCGGUUAUGGUCAUGUUUACCAUCGAUAUGAACUUCAAACCAGAAUCGAAUUUAGAACGCUGGACGACGUUGUUCUUCGCGUGUACUGGAGCAGUCGUCGUUUUGUUCUCGCUCACGUCGGCGACGAAUAUUUACCACGACACGUUUGGCCGACAAACGAGGCUGUAUAAGAGUCGAAUCGACCAUGUGAAUGAAUUCAUCAAACGGAAAAAGUUACCGGAUCAGUUAUCGAAUGAUCUAAUUGAUUUUUACGAACAUUUAAGAAACAGAGACCAUUUCUCUAAACUGACUGCAGAUAACGCGAUUUUAGAGGAAGUGCCAAAGUCGUUGAAAGGAGAAAUUUUGCUGAAAAUAAAUCCGAGCGUGACAAACGGAGAGUUGUUAAAAGGGUGUUCGAAUUCUUUGAAAGUAGCAAUAUUAAAACAGUUAGAGAUGAAACAUUUAGCGCCGGGAGAGGUUUUUAUUCGAUACAACGAAACGGCGAGGAAUUUAUACUUCAUCUCCGAAGGUGAAGUCGAGUGUUGGGAAGGCGACGAGUUAGGAUUGGAGAAGAGAGGCGAAGCGGUGAUUUUGACCCGGGGAGAUUACAUCGGCGAAGCGUCUUUGAGUGGAUUAGGAAGACGUACGAUUGGAGGUCAAUCGAAAGUUUCGGCCACGGCUUUAUGCUUUUGUGAAGUGCUAGUGUUGAGCCGAGAAAGGGCGAAGAAAUUGUUGGAAAACUUACCAUCCGUGGUAAGAAGAGAGUUUGAAGAUUUAGAGGAGGAGGAGGAGGACAAGGAAGUAUUACGGCCCAAGAAUACGAACGAGUGA